UGGUUUGAUGCACACGCGAGCCCCCUCUAUUUAAUACGACGAUGCAGCGGGACCACGAAGAAACUCAGAGGACGGCCGGCAGUGGUCUGCUCGAGAGACCUUCGAAGUCCUACUUAAUCCAGUACACUGCACUCCUCACCAGAAAUCCGACUGACAUGGCGGUUCAUCUGACGGAAGCUGACGACUUCAACGCCAUACUCGCCGAGCAGCGGCGGGAACUUGCUGCCGCGCAAGCCGUGGACUCCGACUCGGAGUACGCAUUCCAGCUCCAAAUGCAAGAGAUCGCUAACGCCUCUGCCUCUCUCCCUUCUGCUUCGAGCUCCCAGCCGCCUCCGGCGAACGCCGAUGUCUCGGCCACAUCGCCCGACGUUCUUUCCUUCAGCUCGGCGGCUGUGGUGAUGCUGGAGGAAAUGGAGAGGUACGCGCUAGAGCGCAACGAUAGGGAGCAAUGCAUGGCGGAGUUCAAGCGGAUGAGAGAGGAUCUGGACCGUCGGGUUUAUGAUCAGAAGUUCGCCGCUGAGAUCACCACCAUUCCCGAGGGGGAGUGGCAGAAUUACGGAGAUAACUAUCACAAACCCUACGAAGCCGGCGGCUCUUCUUCCUCUUCCUCCUCUGGAGUUUCCGAAUGCUUCAGGGUUUAUUCAAAGGGCUUGGUGAGUGAAGAGUAUUUUCGAGACAGGAAGAUCCCAGUCGUGGGGAUCGGCGUUGCGAUUUGCGAUUUUAAGGACAAUGUGGUAUUGGAGAUCAAGAAACCCUGGAUCGAAGGCGGUCUGGUAAGCGAGCUCGAAGCUGAAAUUCAGGCGAUUGUUCAAGGGCUUGAUGCUGCCCUUUGUUUGGAUUUGAAGAGGGUGACCUUCUUCGUCAAUGACAAUUGCCUCUAUUACGUAACAGGCCAGAAGUCCCAUGGAUGCAGUAAGGUCAUGGCACUAGUCAAUCAAGCCAGUGUACUUCGCAGGAAGUUCACACAGUGUGAACCGAGUUUGUUGUUGGGGCCAAAUUUUGUUAAAUUUGCGUUUAAGCUUGCAAGAGAUGCUAUUGUUGCUCAAAUCUCAUGGCCUGAAGAAACUCCCUUCGGAAUGAAGCGGAAGGAAACCUGUGCAAUAUGUUUUGAGGACACUGAUGUCUCCAAUAUGUUCUCAAUUGAUCAAUGCUUGCACAGAUAUUGCCUUUCUUGUAUGAAGAAGCAUGUGGAAGCAAAGUUGCAUGAUGGAGUAGCUAUUCAAUGCCCUCAUGAUGGCUGUAAUUCCAACAUAGCAAUUGACAGCUGCGAAAAGUUUCUCGAGCCAAAUUUGGUUUCUAUUAUGAGCCAAAGAAUUAAAGAAGUAUCUGUUCCUGCAACAGAGAGAGUUUACUGCCCAUAUCCUAGAUGUUCUGCUUUAAUGUCAGAAAGGGAAGUUUUGGAGUACUCGAGGACUUCAUUUAUUGGGGCUGAACAAAGUGGAGCCCGGAGAUGCAUCAGAUGCCAACAGUUCUUCUGUCUUUUCUGCAGAGUGCCUUGGCAUUAUAACAUGAGCUGCACGGAUUUUAGAAGUUGCAAUCCCAAUCCUGCUCGUGAAGAUGCAAAGCUCAAGUCUCUUGCGAAUGAGAAACGGUGGAGGCAGUGCAUAAAGUGCAACCAUAUGGUGGAACUUGCUUCUGGCUGCUACCACAUCACUUGCAGGUGCGGGUACGAGUUCUGCUAUACAUGCGGUGCUAUGUGGAAGAACAAGAAACCAACAUGCACUUGUCCUAUCUGGGAUCCACGUAACAUCAUUCGCGGUUGGCAGUAGAGGCGAUGAUUGAUCGGUCGAAAAAAUGGGGUGUUCCUCUUCCUUCCGAAGCUGACAAAGUGAAAACCCCGGAGAAGAAGAGAAAACCAACCUUCUCGUGGUCUAGUUGAACAGUAAACAUGCUUGAAUUCUUAACUCUCGCGUGCUUGAAUUUCUAUCAGACAUUACCACCGAGACUCGUGUGUAGAGUAUGUGGCCAGUUUUCCCUCCUCAA
Molecule: messenger RNA, 1983 nt
Organism: Punica granatum (pomegranate)
Lineage: Eukaryota; Viridiplantae; Streptophyta; Magnoliopsida; Myrtales; Lythraceae
Source: RefSeq, a predicted model, not a curated record